AUGCAAAAUAAUGAUCAGACUACCCAACAACCUUCAAAUGAAGCUUCAACAUCAACAAUAGUAAAAAACGCCUCCAAAUGUUUGGUUUGUGGACAAGAAAAUCCAAAAAUGCAUUAUGGCGUUUUAGCUUGUCUUGGAUGUAAAGGCUUCUUCCGUCGAGCACUUAAAAAAUUAAACGAAUACGAAUGCUUUCACAACAAUAAUUGUAUUAUUGAUAAAAAUGAACGAACUUCUUGCCGAGCUUGCCGACUCCAAAAAUGUUUGGAUGUUGGGAUGGACCCCGCUGCUGUUCGCCCUGACCGUUCACUAACCGGAAAACAACAAUUAGAAACACAUCGAUUUUCACUUUCACCAAUUCGCAGACGUUUAAGUUCAAUUGAUGAAAAAACGACAAAUAACAACGAUGAAAAGACAAAAAAUUUAAGUCAAAAAUUGCCUGUUGAUUUGCGCACAAUGCUAAUGACUCUACAAAAUAUUGAAGCAAAAGUUGUCCAUGGAGACACUACCCACGAUGCUGCAGACAUUUACCCACUACGAAUAAACACAAUUAGAGAAAUUAUUGAAGAACCUAAAAAAUUGAUGGGAAGGCGAACCGAGGUGAGAAAUCAAUUUUGCACUUUAGAAGUGAAAACCCUCAAGAUCAACCCGCUAGCGAUCAACCUGAAAAACCAUUUAAAUACUUGGCUAAACUAUAUUUUCCGGGGGUUUUUAUUAUGGGACAUUCUAUAUUUCAAUCGAAAGAGCUCACUAGCUGAGUCGAGUGACAAAAAAUAGAGCUGAAACUCACCUCUGUUUUUUGACCAUUUCGAGCCCUUUUCACCAAUGGAAGCCCAUUUCAAUUAUGAAAGGUUCAAUGAGACCCGUUAAAAAUAGAAGCCCAGAGAUUCAAUUUGGUCUUGUGUGUUAUUUUUCUUCU
This is a messenger RNA of Meloidogyne enterolobii, 916 nucleotides long. Lineage: Eukaryota; Metazoa; Nematoda; Chromadorea; Rhabditida; Meloidogynidae. The record is from the annotation of a GenBank genome assembly.